AUGUUGAAGGCGGCAGGCCUCCUCCUGUUCUAUUUCAUCGGCGUGUCCAAGGUGCUGCAGCAGCUCGGGGUCAUCAAGCCAGGGGAGACGCGCGUCGCGGGCACCAGCGGCGGCAUAAUCGGCUGCGCCCCGGACUUUGGGAUCGUCGGCCACGACAAGUUCCUGGCGGUUGGGAAGGAGUUUGUGACGCGCUGCCGCGCGAAAAACAACUGCGCGGGGAUACUGGACUCAGAGGUCUCCAGGGUGGUGGAGCAGCUGCUGCCGCCGGACGCAGCCAACAUCGUGAGCCGCGGCGCGCGCGGCGCGCGGGGCGCCGCGGUGAAUGGCACGGCCUACAUCCUUUUUGCCAACCCCAACGAGAAGGGCGUCCCAGUCGGCAACUGGACCAACACCUACGACAGCAGGGACGACCUGGCGCAAGCUAUCCGCACCGGCGUUUAUCUGCCGAUGUGGUCCGGCCCUGCGAUGACACGCCCGUUCAGGGGCGUGAGGUCAUACGACGGCGGCUUCCGCCGCGCGCUGCCGUGCCCCCCAAACGUGACGUUCUGUGUCACCGCGUCGGUCCUGCCGCCCCUCAACUUCCGGGAGCUGCUUGACAGCCUGAACGAGCCCUACACCAACCGCGUCUUGAGGCGCGCGCUGAGCUCCACGCUGGGGGCGCACCCCAUGGCGUUCAUCCAGAACGUGAUGCUCAAGAACAAGGUCACAAGUUACAAAGUUGACGAGGUGGUCCUGGGGACCGUGGCCUACCUCUCAGCAGUCAACCCUGGGCCUGAUGUUCACAUUUACCCAGGAAAGUACAACAAGAACCCCUACAGCAUCUGGGAGUGGCUCCUGAUGAUGAUCAUCCCCCCAACCCCGGACGAGAUCGACAUCAUCGUCAAGAUGGGGGCGGACGACGCCACCAGCUGGGCACGCGAGCAGGGGCUGCUGCCGCCCACUGGCAGCCGGCGGUGA
Messenger RNA from Monoraphidium neglectum, 957 nucleotides. RefSeq lists its product as hypothetical. Bases 1 to 957 code for a protein of 318 amino acids. Gene Ontology annotation, cellular component: lipid droplet; cytoplasm; membrane. Gene Ontology annotation, biological process: lipid homeostasis; triglyceride catabolic process. Gene Ontology annotation, molecular function: triacylglycerol lipase activity. The transcript has 7 exons. NCBI's taxonomy places the organism in Eukaryota, Viridiplantae, Chlorophyta, Chlorophyceae, Sphaeropleales, Selenastraceae. The record is from RefSeq and is a predicted model, not a curated record.